UCCUGGCCUCCGGGCGGCGCCGGCCGGCAUGGCCAGCUGGGUGUUCUGCAAUCGCUGCUUCCAGCCGCCGCACCGGACGUCGUGCUUCAGCCUGACCAGCUGUGGCCACGUGUACUGCCACGUCUGCCUGGGCAAAGGCGGGAAGGACAAGUGUGCCAUCUGCCGCGCUCCCUGCCGCACGGUCCCGCUCUCCAAGCACACCGACUGGGACAUCCAGGCGCUCUUCUUGCGCGUGGACAGCCUGUGUGCCAGGUACUCUAGGGACACCGCACAGAUUUCAGAGUUUCAAGAAAAGCACAGGAGGAGACUCUUGGCUUUCUACAGAGAGAAGGUCUGGAGGCUAGAGGACGCCCUCAGAAUGUCGGCGCUGCAGGUGCAGCAGCUGCAGAGUGCCAGGGCGGCUCCGCAGGUGGCCUCGGGCACAGUUCGGACCUCGGUCUCGACUCCGUCCGCAAGGCCACACGGCUGCCCGCUGCUGCUCCUGGAUGCGCCGGCCUCCGUGAGAGCAGAGCCCAUGGACGUGGACUCGGAGCCGACUCCGAAGAGGAGGCCCGAGGGCGCAGCUGGCCCCAUGAGGAUCUCCCUCAUCAGCCCCCCGCAAGACGGGCGCAUGGGCAGCGUCUGCCGCCCGGGCAGCACCCCACUCCCUGGCCCGACGCCCACGCGUAUGGCUGCUGCCACAGCCCUGAGGGGGGUGCCGCCGGCCCACACGCCCACCCCGCCGCCCAGCCUCGUGGGAGCAGACCCCUCACCCAGGCCCCCCAUUAGCAUCUCGGGGCUGCGGCAGCGUGGAGGCUCUGGCGGCCACGAGAACAAAGGCUGGAUUGUGCCUGUCCUGGGCCAGCUCCCUGGCCUGGCCGCUGCCCCUGCUGGGCCCCGAGGGCGCCGUGAUGCUUGCAGCCAGCAGGCCCCCAACCUGAGGCUGGUCUGGCAUGGUGACGCCUCGAGGCUCGGGCUGGCUCCCCAGGAUGCAGGUGGCACCGCGCUGGCCAGGCUGAGGUGGCGCUCGGGCACCCUCAAUUGGGCAAUGAAGAUGGGCUUGGCCGUGGGCGCUGCUCCUGGCCAUGGCGUGGGCGUGGAGCAUGGCCUGAAGGUGCGGGUGGCCCAGGAGGACUGGCGACUCUGA
Messenger RNA from Talpa occidentalis (Iberian mole), 1126 nucleotides. RefSeq names its product ring finger protein 212 (gene RNF212). Gene Ontology annotation, molecular function: SUMO transferase activity. Gene Ontology annotation, cellular component: synaptonemal complex. Gene Ontology annotation, biological process: reciprocal meiotic recombination; homologous chromosome pairing at meiosis; protein sumoylation. The coding region runs from base 29 to 1126 and encodes 365 amino acids. The record is from RefSeq and is a predicted model, not a curated record. The transcript is spliced from 14 exons. Lineage: Eukaryota; Metazoa; Chordata; Mammalia; Eulipotyphla; Talpidae.